Molecule: messenger RNA, 1860 nt
Organism: Pseudogymnoascus destructans
Lineage: Eukaryota; Fungi; Ascomycota; Leotiomycetes; Thelebolales; Thelebolaceae
Exons: 6
Coding region: 368-1546 (392 amino acids)
Biological process (GO): basic amino acid transmembrane export from vacuole
Cellular component (GO): fungal-type vacuole membrane
Source: RefSeq, a predicted model, not a curated record
UAAUUGUUAGGUUUCAUUUUUGUUAUAUUUUCAUUGUCGCGUUUGCCAGGAACGCGACGCGCGAGACGAGCUUGACUUUUUUGGAUUAAGCCCGGUUGGGCGGGCAAGCGCAUAAUCACACAGAAUUCAUUCCAGCUAACCACCCGCCAUCGCCGUCUCCGCAAUCCAAGUCGAAAAUUAUCUUAGUGUUAAUUCGGAGACUAGCUUUCUUUUUGCGCGCUCUAGCGUUUGCUCAUCUCGCUUAUCUUGUGGAUUUCGUUCAGAUUGCGCAUGUCGCAAAAGGUCACGGGACUGGCCUCGCAAGAUAUCCUGUUUCUGACCUUCCGCGAACCUCAUCCGUAAACCGAGUGGGCCGUCCUCUGUCAUCAUGGCACAGCCCGCUCAACCAGUACCUGAGAAGUCUAUUGCUUCCCCUUAUCCCCCGAGUUUGGAGACAAAACGCGUCCCGCGCAUAGUAGAGAGAUGCGUCGCUUUCGUUCAUAAUUGCUUAUUAACUAUCUGCCUUAUCAAGAUCGCAGAACGAAGCCAUCAAGAUUGCAGAACGACCGACGCACUCAUCACGACAUCAUCGCCGGCAGCAAUGGCCACGACGACGACAGUCUUUGCCCUUGUUGCUCUCUCCAAGGCGUUGUCAUGGAAUGAGGCCUUGUCCGGCGUGUUUGGCAGCAUCAGUUUGGCUACUUGGAUUUUCCUGCUGGUGCCACAGUUGAUCCUCAACUACACAACCGGCAGUUCAGGUGGCAUCUCGCUAGCUUUCCUGACAGUCUGGCUGCUCGGAGAUGUCACGAAUCUAGCUGGGGCAAUAUGGGCCGGCCUAGUCCCAACAGUCACUGCCCUUGCAGUGUACUUUUGCUUUGCAGACUUUGUGCUCAUCAGUCAGUGUUUGUUUUACAACCACCUCAAUGCCCGGAGAGAGGCAAUCAAUGAGGCGGCAACAUCACUCGACUCCGAAGAGGCUCCGUUGCUUGCUCGAGAGCGUAGCAACGAAUCGAUACGGGCCCCCGGUGCCCGUCGUCGUAGUUCAACUCAUCUCAGUCACUCGUCGGGGGCCAGACGUGAUUCUCUAGUGAAGAUCCUGGAAGACGAUGUCUCUGCAGGUGGAAGUUCGUGGAAGCGGAAUACCUGGAGCAUCCUCAUGGUCAUCCUGGUUGGAACAGCAGGAUGGGCCAUUGCGUGGCGGUCUGGGGUGUGGAGGCCGACGCUGAAUCAUCCUGGGGACGUACCUAGCAAAGAACAUGUGGCCGUGGAAGCCAGUGUUUUGGGAUACCUCAGCGCUGUGUGUUAUCUUGGGGCCCGAAUCCCCCAAAUUAUCAAGAAUUACAGGGAUAAGUCGUGUGAAGGCUUGUCUCUUCUGUUUUUUGUUCUCUCUCUAAUGGGAAAUAUCACAUACGGAGUCAGCAUCUUGUUCCAUUCUCUCGAGAGGGAGUACAUCAUGACGAACCUUCCAUGGUUGAUCGGAUCUUUGGGUACUAUCGUCGAGGACGGCUACAUAUUUGUUCAAUUUCGCAUGUACGCCAGGGACUCUGGAAGUGCAGUGGAAACAUGAGGGUAAUGCCCUGUAGAUAAUUAAACUGCAUAUAAUGUAUAGACGAUUGAAUGCCAAUAUAUAUACCAUCGUUGAGUGUAAAUAUCGAUUCAAAUUGGCAGGAGCAAAGCACCAGCCAACCACAAUUAAAUUUCUAUGAGCAUGUAAAAUCAAUCCAAUACCACAUAGGACUACAUGUACAGUGUAUGCGUACACUGUCGUGAUGUUCACUCCCGUGAAGCUCUCAGCUCCAUGUUCCUCACCAAAAUCUAAAAAUAGGCAGCUCCACCCACUUCCCCUUUCGACCCUUAGCGAACAGACGACGUCCUCGCAUC